Akanthomyces muscarius is the source of this 1443-nucleotide messenger RNA. RefSeq lists its product as uncharacterized. The coding region runs from base 1 to 1443 and encodes 480 amino acids. Gene Ontology annotation, molecular function: pseudouridine synthase activity; RNA binding. Gene Ontology annotation, cellular component: box H/ACA snoRNP complex. Lineage: Eukaryota; Fungi; Ascomycota; Sordariomycetes; Hypocreales; Cordycipitaceae. The record is from RefSeq and is a predicted model, not a curated record. Gene Ontology annotation, biological process: rRNA pseudouridine synthesis; mRNA pseudouridine synthesis; box H/ACA sno(s)RNA 3'-end processing. The transcript has 3 exons.
AUGGGCAAGGAAGUUGUGGCCACCAAGAAGGCCGAGGAGGACUACUCCAUCAAGCCCCAGGCGGUCACGCCUUCGCUUGACACCAGCAACUGGCCUCUGCUGCUCAAGAACUACGACAAGCUUCUUGUUCGCACCGGUCACUUCACCCCGAUCCCCAAUGGCUGCUCGCCUCUGAAGCGCGACAUCAAGUCCUACAUUAGCUCCGGCGUCAUUAACCUGGACAAGCCCUCCAACCCUUCCUCCCACGAAGUCGUUGCCUGGGUUAAGCGUAUCCUGCGAUGCGAAAAGACUGGUCACAGCGGCACCCUUGACCCCAAGGUCACGGGCUGCCUGAUUGUCUGCGUUGACCGCGCCACCCGUCUUGUCAAGUCCCAGCAGGGUGCCGGUAAGGAGUACGUUGCCGUUAUUCGCCUGCACGACAAGCUCCCCGGCGGCCAGGCCCAGUUUGCGCGCGCCCUCGAGACGCUCACGGGUGCCCUCUUCCAGCGCCCGCCCCUGAUUUCGGCCGUCAAGCGCCAGCUGCGUAUCCGAACCAUCCACGAGAGCAAGCUCAUCGAGUUCGACAACGACCGCCACCUGGGCGUCUUCUGGGUCAGCUGCGAGGCCGGUACUUACAUCCGUACCCUGUGCGUGCACCUGGGCCUUCUGCUCGGCGUCGGCGGCCACAUGCAGGAGCUGCGCCGUGUCCGCUCCGGCGCCAUGGACGAGGGCAAGCAGCUCGUCACCCUCCACGACGUGCUCGACGCGCAGUGGACCCACGACAACACCCGUGACGAGUCGUACCUCCGCAAGGUCAUCUCGCCCCUCGAGACGCUCCUCACCUCGUACAAGCGCCUGGUCGUCAAGGACAGCGCCGUCAACGCCGUCUGCUACGGCGCCAAGCUGAUGCUGCCCGGCCUGCUGCGCUACGAGGCCGGCAUCGAGCACCACGAGGAGAUUGUGCUCAUGACCACCAAGGGCGAGGCCAUUGCGCUCGCCUACGCGCAAAUGUCGACGGUCGAGAUGUCGACCUGCGACCACGGCGUCGUCGCCAAGGUCAAGCGCUGCAUCAUGGAGCGCGACCUGUACCCCCGCCGCUGGGGUCUCGGCCCCGUCGCCCAGGAGAAGAAGAAGCUCAAGGCCGACGGCAAGCUGGACAAGUUUGGCCGCCCCAACGAUGCCACCCCCGCCAAGUGGACGUCCGAGUACAAGGACUUUGGCGCCACUGAUGCUACCGCCGCCGCCGCCGCCGCUGCUCCCGCCCCCGUUGCCACGCCCCAAAAGGCCGACAAGAUGGACAUUGCCGAGACGCCAGCCACCGAGGACGGCGACAAGAAGAAGCGCAAGAAGCACGACGGCGAGACCUCUGAGGAGAAGGCGGAGCGCAAGCGCAGAAAGGCCGAGAAGAAGGCUGCCAAGGCGGCCAAGAAGGCCAAGGACGACUCUGACGAGGACAGCGAUUAG